UCGACUGACGUUCGAUCGGAUUUGUGUUUGAUUGUAAAGAUUUCAAUUUUCAUAUAAUUUGGAAUCUCUUCAACUUGUAUGUUGCUAAUACCUUUAUUAUAAAAUAAGUAGAAACUUUUUACAUUGACAGGAAAAUCCUAAACUAAUAUUUGCUAAGUUUUUCGCGAUAAAAUCAGCGGUUGUUUUGAUUUUGCAUAGAAUGAUAUAACCUAUACUCGUUUUAAUAUGUGCAAACGAAAAUAAAUAAAUACAGUAUAAUCUUAAGCAUAAUAUAUGGUUCAUAUAAUCUCAUGAUGGUAUCGUAUUGCAAAAAGUCAUCAGCAGAAUGGUUUAUAGAACAGCUAAAUGUAGAGAACGCAAAAUUGCUAGCAUUUUUUCUUGUAAUUGGAUUUAUUGGUUAUCAUGGAAUACUUCAUCUCAGAUACGGUCCAGAUUCAUGCACAUGGCUGCUGUCCUCUGGUCGGUACAAGGGUGACCAUGAGUGGCAGCCCUAUGGCUGUAUGCUGCACAAAUAUUCUAAAACUGACGCGCGCCGGUGCUUGCGUUACCUUGCGUUUUGGGGCAAGUACAACAGUUUCGCGUUCAUAGGAGACUCCAGACUCGAGCAGCUGUAUGAAUACUUUAUAGGCGUACUCAAGACUCGAUUAGACCUGGAGACAUCGUACUCCACCGUGGAGCACCGAACGAACAACACGUACGUGGACAGAAAGCUGCGGUUGUCUGUCACCUUUAUAAAGAGUAACGACGUGUCCAGGACUAUGGUAGAGCAGUUCAGAAACUGGCAACACACCGACAAACCUCCAUCCGUCAUAGUAGCGACAACGGGGUUGGAACUACUUAAAAACCGUAACACCACCGACCUAGUACUGGAGGAGUACAAAAGGAACCUUACGCACUUGGUGCAAGCUAUAGAUUCGCUUGCCGAGCGCAACACGCAGGUGCUGUGGAAGUUGAUGGAAUCGGUGGACACGUCCAAACUCAAGAAUGAGUUUAAAAAGAUCAGCAAUGUCGAUAUUGAGGCAUACAACCGAGCAGCUAUAGAGAUCCUGACCCACAGCGCGGUGAAGGUGUGGAGCUCGCCGCGGCUGGUGUCGAGCGGCGCGGCGGCCGCGGACGGCGUGUCGCUGAGCCGCACGGCGCUGCGCCACUCGGCGCAGAUCCUGCUCAACAUGUUCUGCAACGACCACAUGAACUUCAACGACGGCUCCUGCUGCGCCCAGCCCGAGCCCUACACGCAGCUGCAGAUAUGCACCUUCGCGCUCUUCCUCCUGUGCGCAGUGUACGUGCUAGUUCGGAGCGCUCGGGCGUGGUGGAGUGAUUGGAGACGCGGCCGGCGACGCUCGCCGUCGUCUUCCGCCACCACGCCGCUCGUGGCCCGCGACCGCUCACCUGGCGAGGACGCUGACCCCGCCACCACCCCACCCUCAGGACUAUCCCCCGCCGCGGCACUAGCGCGACUAGGCGCCAUCAUGGCAUACUUUUACCUGUGCGACAGAACCAACUUCUUCAUGAAGGAGAAUAAAUACUACUCCGAGUGGAGCUUCUGGCUGCCGGUCGGUUACGUGUUCGCGCUGGGCCUGUUCUUCACGGAGGCGUCGAGGUCUAGCAAAAUUCUUCAUCGUGAGCAAACAGACGAGUGGAAAGGCUGGAUGCAACUGGUCAUUCUCAUAUACCAAGUCACUGGCGCCAGUAAAGUGUUGCCCAUCUACAUGCUAGUGCGGGCGCUUGUCUCCGCCUACCUGUUCCUCACUGGAUACGGUCACUUCUACUAUACUUGGAACACCGGUGACACGGGCCUGGUCAGAUACUUCAGGGUCAUAUUUCGGCUGAAUUUUCUCACUGUGGUACUGUGUUUGACCAUGAACAGGCCGUACCAGUUCUACAGCUUCAUACCUCUCGUUUCAUUUUGGUACACUUUGAUGUUCGUGAUCUUCGCCCUCCCACCGCACAUCACGCAGGCGUCCAGCCACACGGCGGAGACCAGGCCGUACCAGUACCUCUACAUCACGCUGAAGGUGAUCGGCCUGCUCACCAUCGUCACCGUGCUCUACAUGAGCGAGGUUUUCUUCCAGAAGAUCUUCGUCACGAGGCCCUGGAAGGCGCUGUUCGUCAACGCCGACGACGACAUUCACCAAUGGUGGCUAAGGUGGAAGCAGGACAGGUACUCGGUGGCGUACGGCAUAAUGUUCGCGCUGGCGCGGCAGGCGGCGGGCGGCGCGGCCGAGCGUGCUGGCGGCGCGGCGGCGCUGCUGGCGCUGGCCGCGCUCGCCACCUACCUGGCUUUUGCCCUGCUUUGCUCCAGCGCCGUCGACUGCGACGAGGUGCACAGCUACGCGGCGUGCGUGCCGGUGGUGGCGUACGCGGCGCUGCGCAACGGCGGCGGCGGGCUGCGCGCGCGCCACUCGGCGCUGUUCGCGCGCGUGGGCGGCGUGGCGCUCGAGCUGUUCGCCAGCCACUCGCACAUCUGGCUGGCCGCCGACACGCACGGCGUGCUGGUGCUGCUGCCCGCCGCGCCCGCGCUCAACCUGCUGCUCACCUCCUACAUCUUCGCGUGCGCCGCGCACGAGAUCCGCGCGCUCACCGCCGCCGUGCUGCCGCUCGCCGUGCCCGACGACUGGCGCCUCGUGCUGCGCAACCUCGCCAUCUUCCUCGCGGUGCUUGUGCCCAUCGGCAUCCACGACGGCAUGUUCUAGGUAUACGGUAUGGUACGGCUCGUGCGAACGCGAUCACCGCUCCAUGUAAAUGUUAGGUAAACAAUAUCGUAUCUAUGUCAAAUGAUCAAUCCCAGUUUGUUUCGAUAGAACUUAAUCUUUAUUAAUAUUGUAAACUAGCGGCCGGUCCCGGCUACGCACGGGUGGAUGUUUUUACAACAUUUUAAAAAGUACUUAUUGUGACAUAACGAUAAUAGUUGGACAUAUAGUAUCGCGAAGUAUUUUGUAGUCAUUGAUAUUUUCUUCAAUAUGGUAGAACAUACUUUUGUUCUAUCACCAAUAGUUUCCGCAGCGCACGCGACGAAAGAUAUUUUCUAGUAUUUUUUUACACCUUGAAUUAUGUUACUAAAGUUUUAGUAAGGAGCCCUAAUCUUUUCUAGCAAUUAAUAUAGCCUAUGUCCACUCAGAGUGAAUGUAGCUUUGUAAUGGUGAAAGAAUUUUUGAAAACGGCAAAGUAAUUUUUGAAUUUAUUCAUUACAAACAUACACACAAAAAUACAAAUCUGUCCUCUUUAUAAUAUUAGUGUAGAUGUAAAAGCGAGUAUGUUUGUAUGUUCCCUCGUAAUUGUUUAGCUCAAAAUGGAAUUUGCUAUACACAUAUUAUUUAAAAUAAAAAAAAAAAAGUAUAUUAUAUGUUACCUUUUAUCUCAAUUCUUACUCGAAUAUAAAACUGACGUAUGAAGAAUCGAAUAAAUAUACCAAUUUGUUGCUAGUUUAAUUAAAAAAAAAAGUUGUCUAUCUUUUUAUUCUAUAGUUCUAUUGAAUCAAACUCACACUGACAUUCACGAUGGUAACCAUUCGACAAAUGCCUCUAUCUACCCCAUUAGAGAUCACAGUUGUGAGUGGAUUUAUUUUUAUUUUUUUAUUUUUCGAACAAUGUUCUGAUUACAAUGAGACAUUUAAUCUUAUAUUAGCUGCGUAAAUUGUAAUACCAUCAUGCACGGGACCUAGUUGUUUAGAGAAUAUUUCUACAGAGAGACAUUUCAAAGUUUUUUUUUUUAUUUCUAUGAUACAACUGUCAUGUAGUGUUUCUAUUGAAAUAGUGAAAUGUGAUAUUGAACCGUGCUCAUGAAUGAGGCCCUCUGUCGAGUCCACAAAUAAUCCGGUAACUUCGAAGUUCAUACGCGAAUAAAGUCAAUAUAAAUAGUUAUAAUAAGGGGAAAAAAAAAAUUAUUUAUUUUGUUUACACUUUACUGCAUCAGUUAUAAAAAAUAAAUAAAUACAGUAAAAUAUUAUUACAUACUAUAACUGAAGAUUUUCACAUCGUGAGAAUUAACAUAUCCCAGUAAUGUUUCCAGUGUUGCCAGCAUUUGAAGACUUGAAAAUUUCCACCACGAAGCAAAUAAAAUAGUUCUAUUGUAAAAAACAUAUUUUCGAAAAAAAAAAAGAAUUGAACCAAAUUGUAUUCAUACAUCGACCUGUCACAGUUUAUUUUGUCAAUUAAUUUGACUUUACACCCAUUUUUUUCACGUCUCAAAUAAUAUUAAUUAUUUAUAUAUGUUUUACAAAAAUAUAGUUCUUGGGGACAGUUAAUGUACCUAUCUACAAGAUUCUUUUUUUGAUGGGUGAAAAUGGUAUGGUAACCCCGCCUGCGCUAACGGGAUACGCUGGCGGAGCACCAGUGAAGGGUGAUAGACGAGAAUGAAAACAGGUCAGUUAGCCUUAGUUCUCAGUCUCACUUCUAACUAACAAUCCCUUUCCCCCCUCGGUUUGAAGGGUGGGAUAUGGCGUGAAUUUACAGGGUACAGAGGAAUAACACCUGAGUCCUCAGGAAUGGCAACGCAUGGGAGGUAUCAUGGGCGAAACAGUAUACUCUGUUAUGUCCACGGUACUGCUUAUGUCUAUAGGCGACGGUUACCACUUUCCAUCAGGUGGGCCGUCAGCUUGUUUGCCAUUCUAAGUUGUAUAAAAAAAAACCGAUUUUAAUUCUCACUUAAUCUCCAAUUGUUAUUUUAUAAAUGUAGUAUAAAAUUGUCAUUAGUAUUCGAUCGAUAUUGGAUUCAAGAGUAGAUCUGUAGGUCAGGGUAAUUCUUUGCUUAUUGGAACAGGAACAACUACUAUUGCCAUAGAUGGCGCUAUAUGUAUGUUUUUUGAACUUUUUUGUUAUAACACUGCGGUGCUAUUGCAUUUUGUAACGCAUCACUAAUGAAUCUCCUACCAGUAAUAUUAUUUAACCCUUAAAUACCUGAAGUUUCAAAUUUGCUACCGGGGUUUGCAUUGUUUCAUUGUUAAAUAAAUUUAAAUGUUUUGAUUACCGUAAUGCCUAAAGUAUCAAAAAUGAUACCAAAUGUUUUUUUCAAAAGAAAUAUAUAAAAAUAUCGUUUUGAUUUUUUUUACUAUUUUUUCCCCAUUGGUAAACACAGUAAAAAGUAACACACACAAAUAUAUAAUAUUUUUUAAUUUGAUUUUAAAAAAUCAGGCUUUUAAGGGUUAAAGAAGUUUCACUUUAAAUUUUGAAACCGGAAUCUAAAAUUAUAAAUAUGAUUUUAUUUAGUUUAUAAAACUGUUUCAAAGUACUAUGCGUAGAUUAUAAGAAGCGGUUUGGUCUAUUUUUUAUUUUUUUUUAUCUGAACUGUAAUUAUGUGUAAUUAAGGUAAAUUAAUAAAAAAAAAAACUUAAUUGUAAUUGUUGGUAAGGAUUACGUUUGUGUAGUCAUAGACAACCAAAAAAUGAUUUUUCGAACGUUUGAUUUAAAAUUAGAAAAAAAUAUUGUACAAAUUUAAAAUUUAAUUUGGAAUGUUUUUUUUUAAAUGGAUGAUAAUGGUAGCCCCUAUCUAAUCUGCGCUAACGGUAUAUCAGUGAGGGAUCGUGAUGAAUUCAUUUGGAAUAGAACACGAUAGUUGCCAGGGGAACCGCGAGGAGGUCGACCUGAUAGGGUGUAUUUCUAACAAUGGGGCUACUAAUCCCAAUUUUAACAAUCCUUUAUCCCCCCAUUAGAAUAUGUUUUAUAUCAGUUUGGUCACUCAAACAUUAUUAUAUACAUGUGUUGUGUAAUGUAAAUUAAGAAGUAAUAUUACGCCUAUUACGAAUUUUGUUUCGAUAAAUUGUAUUGUCUUAUUUCUAUAAGUCUGUACACUCUGUAAUUCUUUACAGACUAUUUGAUCCCCUUCCUACAGGGUUAAUACGAAAUGAUAUAUACUUAGAUUAUAUAGAUAGAGUGUCACCAUACGAAUACUUUGCUAAAAACCAGUUUAAAUUAUUUCUUAAUGUGUGCGUGAAUAGGGUUGCCAAUUCAUUACUCAGUAUAUGGGAAAAAUUACACUAGACGGUUAAAAUGAAAAGUAAAAACGAAUUAAAAUGAUUAAGAAUAUAUGUAUUUGAGAAAACAAAUUAAACAAUGCAUAAAGAUUUGUAAUAAUGAUUAUUGAUUCCUUGAUUUAUAUCCAAGUAUAGACGUAAAAUAUGUUUUAAUUUAAAUACUUUGAUAAUGGCCUCCUAUUUAAUUAAUAAAUGGAUAUUAAUAUAUAAACAUACAUUUGUAUAUAUUGUUUAUAUUAUAAAAAAAAAAGUUUCAAUAUAAAUUUAAGAAAUCGAUCUGAUUUGGGAAAUAUUUAUUUCAAUUACUUGCAACACUGAAAAUGGCGCGUUUUGUUUUGAUUAAAAAAAAAAGUGUGUGUCGAAUUGAGUCAGCUAAAUGCCCAUGUAGCCGACUAAAUGUUGACACGUUUUUGACGCUCCGUACUCUAUCUAUGUAAUCUAACCCCCUUAUUCAUAUAAACGUCAAAUUUCUCAGAAAUUUCUUGUAGUUAUUGAACUGUUUUGUCUUUUUCUCUUGUGCUAAAUUCCUAAUUUGAAUGAAAGUGACAAAGCGGUGUAAUAAAAAAGUUAAUGUAGGUUUGCAGUAUCAUGUUUGUACUAUCAUAUGUAUGAUUAUGUGGAAAAUCGUGGGAGGAAAAUUAGACUAUAUUCAAUUUUUAUAAAUUUUUUUUGCUCCACAGCUCUUUUACAGUACUCGACUCGUAACGCCAUCUUGUUUCAUUCGUUCGUCGACCAAUCAUACUUGUAUCGUGCAUCUCUUUCACUCAUCAUCUUUACUCUCAUUACUAUUCCUUUUACACGCCUUCUAGAAACAUCCAAUCCCACAAUUAUAUGAUAGUUUUAAUGAAACCUAAUCACUUCCUCUAAGGAUUAUAGUUGAGUUGCUACCAAUCUAAAAUUUCUGUCCAUCUUUGUUACUGUCAUAAGUCACGUCUAUGGCUGGAUAGAUGUGAAUCAAAUGCGGUACCCGGAGUGAGAUCUUUAUAUGUUUAUCAUAAAUACAUAAUUAUAUUAUGCGCAUAAUGUUUUUUUUAAAUAAUUUUUGUUCCACUCUUUUCAUUCUUUUUGACAGUAAAUAUAUUUUGUCGUACUAAUAAAAAAAAACCUUGUACAUAUAAGAUUUUUUUUAAAUAACUUCUAGUGGGUAUUGUUUAACCCUUCUUUGCAUACUGGUGGAAAUUUCCAUCAUAACACUGAAUGCCCAAAAAUUAUAUAAAAGACAAGUUCACUUUAAGUUGAUCGUGUCUGGUUACCUUUAUGUCCAUUGCAAAAAAAAAAAGGCCAUAGCGUUCAAAUUUAUUCUUUUAACCAUUUUUUUUAUCUUUGAACAUGAAUUAUAUCACCUUGAUUUAUUUCACCAAUAAAAAAAAAUUAUGGAAAGAAGGGUUAAAGCUUAAGGUCUUUUUAUAUUAAUUAUUUCAGCAUUCUCUAGAGGAAAGUUGUUAAGUUUUAUAAAUGCCAUUACUAGGUUUCGGUUCUUCAACAUUCUUUGUGACUUCACCUUAUAUUAAUGUACUUUUUCUAAGCAAAUAUCAGCCAGGAUUGUUUCUUUUUCUUCGAAAUAUCAGCGCGUAAAAUGAAUACAUAGAAUAAAAAUUUUGUAUAAUCUAUUUCGUAAUUUAUGAACAUUUUUAAUGUUUAUUAUUUUAUUAUAAAAAAUAAAAAGACAUUUUCAAGGUUGUUCACUAAAUAUAGUUCAGAGAAUAAAUAAGUUGCUUACCAUAAUUAAGUUUCUCUAGUCGUGCAUCGUACUUGAUUAUAUAUGUUCUCAUAUACGUGCAUAUAAUAAGUAUAUUUAUAAAAAAAGCGAAUUUUUUUUUUUUAUUUCAUACCCAUGUAAAUAUAGACUUAGGAACGAUCUAGAAUAAAUACACUGUGAUUUAAUAUUUAUUGUAAUGUCGAACUUUUAAUUUUACUACCGCAUAAUUUAAACAUAAGUCGAAUAAAUUAUUGGUUGUAAUAUCUUG
Galleria mellonella (greater wax moth) is the source of this 7935-nucleotide messenger RNA. RefSeq names its product N-acetylneuraminate 9-O-acetyltransferase. The record is from RefSeq and is a predicted model, not a curated record. The transcript has 11 exons. Lineage: Eukaryota; Metazoa; Arthropoda; Insecta; Lepidoptera; Pyralidae. The coding region runs from base 291 to 2693 and encodes 800 amino acids.